AUGUAUGUUGGUAUUGAUUUAGGUACAUCGGCAGUAAAAGUGGUGUUGAUGAGUGAAAGUGGUUCAUUAGUUGCAAGUCAUAGUGAACCUCUUACACUCUCACGACCAUAUCCAUUAUGGUCUGAACAAGAUCCUGCCGAAUGGUGGCAGGCUACCGAUCGUGCAGUACAACAACUCAAUCACAAACACCAGUUGGAUCAAGUUGUUGCCAUUGGUCUCAGUGGUCAAAUGCAUGGUGCAACACUGCUCGACAAGAAUCAAAAUGUAUUGCGACCUGCUAUUCUCUGGAACGAUGGUCGUUGCGCUCAACAAUGUGAAGAAUUGGAAUCGUUGGUCAAGGAUUCACGUAGGAUAACCGGUAAUCUAAUGAUGACGGGCUUUACAGCACCAAAGUUGAAAUGGGUAGCGCAAAACGAACCGGAAAUAUUCAAACAGAUCGACAAAGUGUUGCUGCCAAAGGAUUAUCUAAGAUGGAAGAUGGCCGGUGUAUUUGCCAGUGAUAUGUCGGAUUCCGCCGGUACGAUGUGGCUCGAUGUCGGUAAGCGUGAUUGGAGCGAUGAAUUGCUUGCGGCAACCGGUCUAGAUCGUAGUCAUAUGCCGGCUUUGUAUGAAGGCACUGAAAUCACAGGUGAGUUGCUACCGGAUGUACGUGAGCGCUGGGGAAUGAAAAAGAGCGCAAUUCCAGUGAUAGCUGGCGGUGGCGAUUGCUCGACAGGUGCCAUCGGCGUUGGAGUUUGCCAGCCGGGUCAGGCAAUGCUAUCGAUUGGCACUUCCGGUGUAUACUUUGCAGUCAGUGACAAUGGAUAUCUGAGCAAUCCAACUUCAGCAGUACACAGUUUUUGUCAUGCAUUACCAAAUACCUGGCAUCUAAUGUCUGUCAUGCUGAGUGGUGGCGUCUGCCUCAAUUGGGUAGCCAAACUUACAGGCUUAAAUAGCGUUGAACAAUUAAUGAAUGAAGUAGAAUCACAUACAACAUCUUCUUCAACUUCUUCACCAAUUUGGUUUCUACCUUAUUUGUCAGGAGAAAGAACACCUCAUAACAAUCCAAAUGCCAAAGGUGUAUUCUUUGGGUUGACACUUGAACAUCAGCGUGCUGAUCUGUGCAAGAGUGUCCUGGAAGGAGUUGGUUUUUCUUUGCUAGAUGGUAUGGAGGUUUUGCAUGAAACUGGAUUUACGCCAACCAGUAUUACUUUGGUUGGUGGUGGCGCACAUAGUUCUUAUUGGAGACAGAUGCUGGCUGAUAUCACCGGCUAUACACUCCUAUACUCGGGUGGAGAAGUUGGCCCAGCAAUUGGUGCUGCUAGAUUGGCGAUGAUUGCCUUAAAUAAAGAUAAACCAAUACAACAAUUUCUUCCAGAACUACCACUUGUACAACGUCACACACCAAAUCAACAAACACACGAAUACUAUAAACAACGUCGAAUAACAUUCAAGCAAUUAUAUCAACAAAAUUUGUCACUAAUGUCAUAA
Molecule: messenger RNA, 1470 nt
Organism: Heterostelium album PN500
Lineage: Eukaryota; Evosea; Eumycetozoa; Acytosteliales; Acytosteliaceae
Exons: 1
Coding region: 1-1470 (489 amino acids)
Biological process (GO): xylulose metabolic process
Molecular function (GO): D-xylulokinase activity
Source: RefSeq, a predicted model, not a curated record